Talaromyces proteolyticus is the source of this 1461-nucleotide messenger RNA. RefSeq lists its product as uncharacterized. Bases 342 to 1400 code for a protein of 352 amino acids. Gene Ontology annotation, molecular function: oxidoreductase activity, acting on the CH-CH group of donors, NAD or NADP as acceptor. The record is from RefSeq and is a predicted model, not a curated record. NCBI's taxonomy places the organism in Eukaryota, Fungi, Ascomycota, Eurotiomycetes, Eurotiales, Trichocomaceae. The transcript has a single exon.
UUUGUCGGCAACAAUUUUCAUAUCAAUUUAUCAUCAUGCAAGUAAACCAUGAUUGACGCUAGGCAUCUUUUAGAGAAUAGAGAUUAUUAAUGACCAACACACUUCCUGAAUCCCGAUCGGUUUCUCGCAUGGUCCGCAAAAUGAUGUGCGGUGGUCCGCAGCUGCGGUGAUAGCUUCCCCUAUGACAUAAAUAUCAAUUGAUAACUACUACAGCAUCAAUCCGUAUUCCUACAUGGAAUAUAAAUAGGCUCGCCGGGACAGCUCCUCCUCAAUCAUACACCUUCAUAAAACAUCAUCACCCCUUCUCCUUAAUUUUCCAAAACUCAGUUUCAUCAUCAACAAUGACGCCAACAACAACGCGCCACUGGGUCCUAUCCCAAAAAUCCGUUGGCCGCCCUGUAAUUUCCGGGUCCAACUCCAUCUUCCAACUCAUCACCAAACCCAUCCCCCCGUUAGAAUCGUCCGACGUCCUCCUCAAAGUCCUCUAUUUCUCGAACGACCCGGCCCAACGCCUCUGGAUCCACGCCAACAUAUCGCCUGCACGUCUCUACACGACGCCCGUGGAGGUCGGCGAGACGAUGCGCUCCUACAGCUCCAUUGCAGAGGUUGUUGAAUCAAAGUCUGAGCUGUUGCAGGUGGGCGAUCUGGUGUCCUGUGGGACUGGGUGGUGCGAGUACGCCGUCGUGCCGGCGGCAGAGUGCAUGGUGCUUCCGAAAAUACCGAAUGUGUCGCCAACACACUUCUCAGGUGUGUUCGGAGUGGCCGGGGUGACGGCGUAUUACGGUCUUGUCGACACCGUGCAGGUUGGGCCCAAUGAUGCGGUUGUGAUUAGUGGUGCGGCCGGGGCAGUUGGGUCUGCGGCGGUACAAAUCGCGAAGCAUGUGCUAGGGUGCAAGAAGGUAGUUGGGAUUGCAGGGACGGAUGAGAAGUGUCGAUGGGUGGAAUCGUUGGGUGCGGAUGUGUGCUUGAAUUACAAGAGUGAAGGGUUUCAGGAGGCGCUGGCUCGGGCGACGGAGCCGUUUGUGGAGGUGUAUUUUGAUAAUGUGGGUGGGGAGGUGUUGGAUUUGAUGCUCAAGAGGCUUGCAAAGGACGGGAGGGUGGCGGCGUGUGGUGCGAUGGCGGAUUAUAAUACUCAUGGCGAGGGGAGGAAGGGGAUUAUGAAUUGGUAUGAUGUUAUUGCUAUGAGGUUGAGUAUUAGGGGGUUGGUGGUGACGGAUGCGACGCCGGCGAGAUGGGCGGAGAUUACGAAUGCGCUGAUUCAGGGGUAUGGGGAGGGCAAGAUAAAACUGACGGAGGAGGGUCAGACGAUUGUGGAGGCGAGGUUUGAGGAUGUGCCGAAGACAUGGAUGAGGCUUUUUGAUGGGCAGUCUAUGGGGAAGUUGUUGACAAAGCUGGUGUAGUCAUAUAUCAAUUGAUGUAUAGUGAUAUUCACAUCGAGCGCUUUAGGCUGUUCAGAUAUCA